AACACUACCUUUGAUCAUGAAGGUCUUCGUUCGGAGCUUCCUCUGUUUCUUCUUCAUCUUCUUCUUCCUUCAAAGGGUAAUAUGUGAAACUCAAGCUGAGAGUGGAUCAGAACAUGCUAGCUUACCACCAAGAGGUUGGAACUCAUUUGAUUCCUUCUGCUGGACCAUCUCUGAAGAAGAGUUUCUUCAGAAUGCAGAACUUGUAGCUCAGCGGUUACAUGCUCAUGGAUAUGAGUAUGUUGUGGUGGAUUACCUUUGGUAUAGAAGGAAAGUUAAAGGCGCUUACACUGAUUCUCUGGGUUUUGAUGUAAUUGACGAAUGGGGGAGGAUGAUUCCUGAUCCAGGUAGAUGGCCUUCCUCCAGAGGAGGGAAAGGGUUCACUGAAGUGGCCAGGAAAGUUCAUAGCAUGGGUUUGAAAUUUGGGAUUCAUGUUAUGAGAGGUAUAAGCACGCAGGCGGUCAAUGCGAAUACCCCAAUCUUAGACAUCACCAAGGGAAGUGCUUAUGAAGAGUCUGGACGCCAAUGGCACGCAAAAGAUAUAGGACUAACAGAUAGGCGUUGUACAUGGAUGCCUCAUGGUUUCAUGAGUGUAAAUACGAAGUUGGGAGCUGGAAGAGCAUUUUUGAGGUCCCUCUAUCAACAGUAUGCCGACUGGGGCGUUGAUUUUGUGAAAAAUGACUGUGUAUUUGGUGACGAUUUGAAUAUAGAUGAGAUCAGCUUUGUGUCAGAGGUCUUGAAGGAAAUUAACCGCCCCAUCCUUUAUUCCCUUUCUCCAGGAACUAGUGUGACACCAACCAUGGCAAAGGAUGUAAGUGGUCUAGUCAACAUGUACAGGAUAACUGGGGAUGAUUGGGAUUCAUGGGGAGAUGUUACAGCCCAUUUUGAUGUUGCAAGGGACUUUUCUGCUUCUAACAUGAUAGGAGCUAAGGGGUUGCUGGGGAAGUCGUGGCCCGACUUGGAUAUGCUACCAUUUGGCUGGCUUACUGAUCCAGGUUCAAACGAAGGUCCUCACAGAUAUUGUAAUCUUAAUGUAGACGAGCAAAGAAGUCAGAUGACUCUGUGGUCCAUGGUCAAAUCACCUCUCAUGUUUGGAGGAGAUAUGAGAAAGCUUGAUGAAAUAACAUUCAAUCUCAUCACAAAUCCUAUUCUACUGGAAAUAAAUUCCUUCAGCUCAAACAAUAUGGAGUUUCCUCAUAUUACUGGUGGAAAGCCUGUUCACCUUAGUAAGCAAGGUGUGCAAUCAAACAGUGUAGCAGAUGUGAAGGCAUCAGAAACACAUUUUUUAGGACUUUCUAGCUGCAAGGAUUCCAAGUCCAAAGGUUGGUCCAUCAAAGCUAUAGAUGAUGAUCUUGAACAAGUCUGUUGGGAAGGAAACUCAAGAAGCAAACCUCAUGCUCCUUUUUGUUUAUACAAGAGAAGACCUCUUUCUGCAUCAGAUGAAGACACGAUGCAUACGCUGCAAAAUCAAGGGAAAUUCCAUUUACAUGCAACAGACACCAUGGAAUUCUGUUUGCAUGCUUCUCCAAAACAGAAACUUACUUCUAAAGAGUUCAAGAGAGGUUCAUUUUCACCUUGCAGAUGGGAAGCCAACCAGAUGUGGGAGUUGAACCAUAAUGGAACCCUUGUUAACAGUUAUUCUGGUCUAUGUGCUUCUUUGAAUACAAUCAAAGCUAAUGCUGGUUCUGGGGGGAUUCGCUCUUGGAUUGCAACCGGAAGGAAAGGAGAAAUAUAUCUUGCAUUUUUCAAUCUGAAUUCUGAAAAGAAUGUCAUUACAGCCAAGGUGUCGGAUCUUGCUACUGUACUUCCAGGCAAAAUUUUGAAUGAUGCUUCUUGCACAGGAACCGAAGUAUGGAGUGGGAAAAACUAUGGACUAAUAAAAGAAUCAGUGUCAAUAGCAGUAGAAGUGCAUGAGUGUGCAUUAUUCAUCUUGAAUUGCAGUUAGUGAUUAACAAAUUGUCCAACCCAAAUAUAGACUAUGUAUGUUGAAUUAGCUAAUUCCACUCCGGAUGUUGUAAUGCAUCAGCCAUUUUUUUGGCGUAAUGGAAGGGAACAUUGAUGGGUUGCUGUCUUUUAUCUAUUUUGUGUCUAUAUGUGAUGGGCCCGGUGU
This is a messenger RNA of Ilex paraguariensis (yerba mate), 2107 nucleotides long. The record is from the annotation of a GenBank genome assembly. Lineage: Eukaryota; Viridiplantae; Streptophyta; Magnoliopsida; Aquifoliales; Aquifoliaceae.